Molecule: messenger RNA, 6579 nt
Organism: Pomacea canaliculata
Lineage: Eukaryota; Metazoa; Mollusca; Gastropoda; Architaenioglossa; Ampullariidae
Product: E3 ubiquitin-protein ligase znrf2-like
Exons: 5
Coding region: 173-772 (199 amino acids)
Source: RefSeq, a predicted model, not a curated record
AUUACGUGACGUUUGUGUUGGUUCCUUGACGCAAACAAGGAAGGCAAAAUGGCUGACUCUUUGUACGGAUAUAUCGUUGUACCAUAAAUCGUGUCAGACGCAGAGUCGCCAGUACAAAUGCUGUUCGGACGGUGAAUAAUACCAGUUUCAGUUAAGCCAUAUAUGUUGAACCAUGGGCCUGAAGCUAAGCUCACAGAACCCACCCCGUUUGAGAACAUACUCUGGCAGUAGCCCUGGUCCAAGUGGCUCAAAUGAACUUGCAUUAAGUAGAAAUGGAGGCCCUGGUAGUAGUGGGGGUGCUAGAACAAGAGCCCGAAGCCUUGGAAAUUUUCCAACACCUGGACAUUCUUCUACGUUGUCAAUACCGGGGGCAUCAGGUGGUGUGCACAGAAGCAACUCGCCAGAUUCAGAUUCAAGUACUCCGGAAGAUGGAGUGUUCGGCAGGGCCUUUGCGCAUUCAUUACCCGUACAUCUUUUUGCUCUUCAAGAUCGAAGCAAUGUACAUUUUAGAAGUAUAAAGUGUCCAGUGUGCUCAAAAGCAAUUGCAGCUGAUGAUGUGGAGUGUCACCUUGUGAUGUGUCUGACCAAACCACGCAUAAGUUACAAUGAAGACGUACUGACAGAAGAUAAAGGUGAAUGUGUCAUUUGCUUUGAAGAUCUCAGUCGUGGAGACACAAUUGCACGUCUUCCUUGUCUUUGCAUAUAUCACAAAGGGUGCAUUGACAAGUGGUUUGAGAAAAACCGCUCCUGCCCAGAACAUCCAGGAGAUUGAUGUUACAGGCAUCACAUCUAGUGCCAGUAAGGGACACUUUUGAGGGCAUAAGCAAUCGUCAUGAAUGUUUGUCAGAAAUCAUGGCCGCACUAGUGUUUUUCUGGGAUGUUUAUUACAAAUUGUCACUUAUAGACUUGGUCUUGCGGUGUCAAAUAUUUGAGUCAAAACAUUUGCUGUAUUUAAAACAGGUGGUGUUGUUCAGUCAAACAAAAUUUGCAACUUGCAACCAGGCUCUGAUGAGCCAGCCACUGAGAACUGACCUGCACUGGCAGAGGGAAUUCAGGGCUUUGCUUGAUCUUAGAUCCAAGUUUGGUUUCUUGGAUUUUUCAACUGGACAGUGUUAUUUAAUGAUGAAGCACCAAUAAGGAUGAGUCAGCUUUGGAUGUGGCAUCUUGUGAUACUGAUCCAGGCUUCUUACCAUGUCAGUUGGAACUGUGAUCUGUUUUCUGCUCAUCUCAGUUAUCUUCUCGGUCAACUGUUGGAUGGUGUUGUAAUAGAAUUCAGGACUAAAAUGGCCUGUCAUGAUUCUGUGAUUUUUUUUUUUUUUAAAUGAAGUUUACAUGCUUUGUACAGGUGCCGAUGUAUAUGUAUAUGAACCUGUGUAUAUGUAUGUGAGCAAGAGAGAUAGGGAUAUCUUCAAAAUGUGGAGACAUAAAAUCUGUACAUUUGCACUUGUUGUGUAUAUGCAGAUGGUGGAUGUUGAAUAGUGGUGGCAGCAUUAGCAAAUCUUUUCAUGAUGCUUGUUGUGAAACUGGUUGAAUGACUUAGAAUCUAUGAUCAAAACAUUACAUUGUGUUCAUAUAAAAGCUUGAACUAGAAGACGAAGUAAAGAUAUAUUUGUCAUCACAAGGUUUGAUGGUAGCUUUAUAAGUGAUUCUGCUGUAUACCAAACCCACCUGUAAAUACUUAUGUGCAUCCUUUCAUACUCUCAUUUCCAGCUUCCUUGCGGCUACAUUGCAAUUUAUGAAUGUGUAAGAAAGGUGUAAUUGGUUGUAAAGGGUAAGGACAGGGUGGGAGGUUGUACAAACUACCGGGAAAGUCUUAGAAUGAAUGAAAACGAUUCUCGUAAAUUGGCAUUAAACUGAAGUAAAGUGUUAUUGCCUUCUUUGACUUGUGCUUACAGUUAACAAGUUUGCAUAAUGAUCAUCUUGCUUCCAGACCUCCUGUAGUACAACAUGGAUUUUAUUUAUGUUAAAUUUAAAAUGAAAUCUAAAAUUGAUGUUUUAUCAAUUAAUCUACACUCAAGUGCAAGCUAUGUGAUGGGAGACUCCAUCAGUAGCUUUUUAACUUGUAAUAUGAAUGAUCAUUUUGUGAUCUUGAAUAUUCUAAAUAAGUAGUUUUGAAGUUGAGAGAUUUAGCAGUGUCAGUUAUUUUAUUUCCAAAUUUUUUAAGGUUGUCUUUGAAGAUUUUAAGUGUCAGCUUUGCUGAUGCAUUUAGUUUUUUCUUUAAGUAUGUAAUAAUCAAAAUGUGGCACUACAUCUAUGGGCAACAGCUGAUGAAAAUAAAGUCCAGUUUUUUUGAUUGGCUCAGUUGCUUCAUCUUUAUGUCACAGUCUUACUGCAAGAUCAGGUGUUUUUGGUUCUGUACCCUACCAGUUCACAUACUCUAAUGAGAGUUAUUUUCACAGAUGGUCAUGGUGUGUCUAGGAAAUUGAAGAAGCAAAAAUCAUGCAGUAUAAUACAUGUUUGCAUUCUUUACACCUAUGUUGUUUUUUUAGGGUGUGUCUAAUAAAAAUUCACACAAGCUUGGUUGUUGCUCCAUGUUUAGUUGAAAGAAUUUCUUGGCAAACAUUUUGAAGAGACAAAGCUAGUCAGCUGAUGGCCUGAUCCAGUAUUUCUUAUUUUAUGAUUGGUUAGCUAAAAUGCCGUUAAAGGUUGCAGCACCAUCAUGUAAAAUAUUAAGUAUUGCAUACUGACCACGUUUUGUAAUGAGGACAUUAUAAGGGACUAAAAUUAUUUGGCAACAUUUGUAAAAGGUUAUUAGUGCUGUUGUAUCUUUGAGACGUGGAGAACUACAGCUAAUUAAAAUGAAAUAUCAUGGGACAUACCUGUUUACUGUUGGUAAUGUAGUGUGUUACCAUCUCACAGCUUUGUUAUGUAGGAGUCUUAGAACAAGUUCACAGGCUUUUAUUAUACUUUCAGUUAUAGAUGCAUAAGCUGUAUUGGAAAAUAUGUGCAACAGAAUACUUUCUAAUAAGAAAAAGCUUCAUAUUAUGUAACACAAUACAGAAAACAGGAUGAAGUAGUAACAGAUCUUGGAGUAAUGAGGAAUGAAAAUUACUUAUCAAGAAGAUGUGCCGUUUGAGUGUGUAGAAUCUUCGUAAUGGUCAUCUACUUGUUCUGGAAAAUGUCUGCUGUCUAAUGAGUGUUAGGAAUGCUGGAAAAUGGGGAUAAGACAAGGUUGUCAUUAACAUCAAGUAGACUGUACUGAUAGAUUAGAGAUUUGGUUUUGAACACGCGCAAACAUUUGUGAACAGCAGUUUUGGAAGAUUAUUAAGAAUGUAAACAAUUUCAAAAUAUUUUUGAAUAAGCUGCAUCAUGUUGAGCUGUAGGUUAUGUGGCUUUUGUCUGCAGAUAAUGCAGUUUGAGCUGUUGUCAACAACCUGUUGUGCUGCUGGUAGGAGUCAGUUCUAUAAUAAUGUUAUCAGUGUUUGAGAUAUGUCCUUCAGCUUGGAUUGGUUGUUUUUUCCUUCAUAGUUUUCAGAGUGUAUGUUAACUCAUUCAACCAACAGUUGCAUAUACAUUGAUAUAAGGGAAUCACAAUUCCAUCUUAAAAACUUUGCAACACUGUGGUUAUUGGCUUGUUCAUUGCAUUUCUAGAAGUGCAAGCCUGAAAAGUAUCAUUUAGUGCUUUUGGAGGAGCAAGUGCCAUCAGCCUAGGUGAAUUUUCAUAUAUUACAAAUUUCUACAGGCUACCAGAAACAUGUCUUUAACAGAAUUUGUUCUCUUACUACUCUAGUCAUUUAUUAGGAUGCAGUGUUUGUGUAUUAACUGAAUAAAGCUGAGUGCAUUGUUUGGUCUCAUGACCGUCUGGUAUUUUAUUGUGUAGGCUAUGUGCAUUAAUAGACCUCUGAUGGAGCUUUGAUUUAGGCAGGUAUGCUCAGUGUUGUACGGGUGGAAGAGGAUGCAUGUAAUAAAAUAAUAUACUCAAGGUCAUGGGAACAGCUAAAAUAUUUUUAAAUGAUAUUGCUGCUCAUAUCUUAGAUGCUUGCUAUUUGCAUGUGGUUGUCCAUGUAUAUUAAAAAUUUCUAAUUUUCUGCACGUGCACACGAAUCCAUGCACAUAAAUACACAGCGAGAGAGAGAAAGAUUGAGAAGUGUUGGAAUAGUCUUCUCAUUAAAUCAAUGAGAUUUAUGCAUUAUGUUCUGUUUAUUUUAUUGUCUUUUCGGUUAUUUUGGACAAGCCCAUUUUCCUUAAUGCCAUGAUUCAUUAGUUUUAAUUUGGUUUAAAAUUAAGUACAAUUUGUUCUUGAAAUUCUGCUUGGCUAUUUAGAAUUUCCUGAGAUUACAUUAAUGUAGAUUUUAUUUUUGCUUCUCGAGUUUUUUGUCAUCACUUACCUUUUUUUUUUUUUAAAUGCUCUUUACAGUUUAGCAUUUCUUGCUGCUCCACUAAGUAAAUGUGGCUUUUUGACUAAAAAAUGUUUCAUUUGUAACAUUUUCAACAUACUGAUUAUGUCAAAUUUAGUUUUUCUUUUUCUCUUUGGCCAGAAAUUAACUUUGGCAAUCACAUAGAUCUGAAGUUGUAGCAGUUUGCUUGGUUAAUCUUGCUGAUUUUGAUAGUUUUAUAAACCUUGCCCUGUCUGACCUCUAAGUUAGUUAUGGCUUUAAAAAGUAAUGCACACUACUUUUCUUUGAAAUGCUAGUAAAAGCUUUGUCUGUGUCUGUGCAUACAUUUGCAAGUGUGAAUAAAAAUGAGAAUUUCAGUUAACAAAUUGUGUGCAAGUUGCAGAGUGUAUUUUUACAACUGACUGAACACAUAAAACAUGUGUGGGAAAAGCCCAUGGCAUAUCAUUAAAUCUGGUUCCAUUUUUGGAAGUCAUCAAGGCAUGUCAAACUAACUUGCUGAAGGUCUAUUUUUGGGAUUGAUGUAAAACUUCAUCAUUGUGCAUUCUUUAAAGUCAACUGCUUUGUCAUUUUGGAUGUUGUCCCCAAGUGGGAUUGCUUUUUUUUAAAAAUACUUCUGUUUUAGCAGUUUAAAAUGUUGUCAAUUAUGCAGUCAGCCUCAUGUACUUUGUAGCAAUACUGGAUUCAAAAUGUUCACUACAGAGGCAUAUAUUACAGCCAUCUUUUAGUUUUGGUAAACAUAAUAUGUAUAUAAUAAUUAGUGUGCUGAGCGCAUGCAUUUUGAUGGGAGUGUGGGUGUUGAUAUGUGUACCUGUGUCUACAGAGACUUGAAAGGAUUCUUUGUGGCAGUUGCAGUUGCUUAGUGACAAGAUAUGUGAAAACUGAUUCAUGAUCUAGGCAUUGUUGGAUCUGAAAAACUGUAAUUUUCUGCUGAUAAUUGGAACCUGAAUAUAAUUUUAAAAUGUAAUUAUUUUUUUAAAAUUAGCUUAUGCUUUGAUGUCGGUGUGUGCCAUUAGACACUGUUCAUAUCCAAUGAAAUUACUAAAAUUUGCUGCCCAUGGCUCACUGUAGAUGUUAGGUGAUUAAUUUCUCACCUUUGCAGAGUUGUCUUCCUUCAGGGCAGGGUAUCAGUUUUGUGACUUAAACUGAAAGCAUGCUGAAUGUAAUUUUUGUACUAUUUUAAGUAAUGACAGAAAGGUCUUUUUUAACCAUACAAAUAUGGAUAAUGUUUUACCAAGUUUGACAAAACCUUUACGUGAUAGUUGUUUAUGCUACAUGACAGUUGUAAAACCUUUGCCAAACUUGGUCAAAUGUUCAUCUAUAUUAGUGCAGUUAAGAAUAGCCUGAAACUUAUUGUCUAAAAUGUUAGACUACUUUAAAAUGAUUAAAAUCUUGCUUGCAAUCCAUAUAAAGUUUUUAAGUGGCCUUAGUUAAAAAUGGAGACAAUAUGAAAUCUGCAAUUGAUAGACUGUGGUUUUCAACAAUUAUUUCUAUAGUAUCAGAUGGGUAAAAGGAGAACUAGUUCAAAUGCUUUUAGUUUCACUGUCAGAAUUGUUGGAGUGACAAUUUCACUUGUGAAUUUGUCUUCACUAUUCUGAAUAAUUCAUGUUUCUCAUUGAAUAAAGCAUUUUUUUUUUAAACAAAAGACCAGUGAAAUUGCUAGUAGGGCUGAAAUGGUAGAUGCUGACGUUUUGAAUUGUUUCUGCUCAAAAUCUAAGGUUGUAAAACAAUCUUUUACUUAUAUUUAUAUCUGAAACACAGCUCUUGAGCAGAACAGAGGCAAUCUUUGUUUUGUCAUCAAAACCAUCCAGCACCAGUGUUCGCUUGUCAUGAAUUUGAGUUUGUUUUCCUUCUGUAAAAGUAUGAAAUGCUGUAGCCUGCAAGAACAGCAUGUUUUAGACACAGCUGUAAGUAAAUUGUUCAUUGGAAACCUAACAUAUUGAGUGGAAAUGACGUAAAACAUUAGUAUCUAUCACUGAGCCCAACUUGCCUUUUCCUUUGAAAAACAGCAGCAGACAAAAUUUCCCUAGAUCAACAUUUAACUUACACAAAAUAUAUUUUUUAAACUGGUGUAAUUUUUUAGUUAUUUUAUGAUCAUAUGUUUUUUAAGUGACAUCAAGCUCUGACAUAGCAUUUCUAUGUUGUUUAAAUUGACACCUUGUGUUUAUAUAUGUGUACUUCUGAUGCAUACACUGUUCUGACGUGUAUAUGGAAGUAAAGAGAGGUACUUAUGUGAUGCGUCAAA